Python bivittatus (Burmese python) is the source of this 2472-nucleotide messenger RNA. The record is from RefSeq and is a predicted model, not a curated record. Lineage: Eukaryota; Metazoa; Chordata; Lepidosauria; Squamata; Pythonidae.
AUGACGGCCCGCAGCCAGAAGCGUAAGAGGACACCGAAAGGGGAUCUCCCUCCCGUUGCUCCUCAGCACCUUUGGGGAUCCACCCCGCCUUUUACUCCGGACCGCGGCGGAGGUGCCACCGCGGCGGCGCCCGGCAGGGGGCGCUCCGGAGACCUGCUUCUGCGGCAGCUCGGAGGCAGCGCGAGGCGGGGAUCGGCGUGGCGUGGCGUGGCGUGGCGUGGCGCACUUCGCUCGCACUUCCAGCCAGCGGUGCAGGCCGGAUUCUCGGUGGGCCGGGGAGGCUCCUGGACGCGGAGGAGGAAGGAGAGACCUCCAUCCUCCUCCUUCGAGGUCCCGUCACUUCCCGAGGACGGGGGUGGAGAACUCCAGAGCAAAGAAUCAGGAGAAACAGCGAUGAAAGAGCAACAUUUUGCAGGACUGGAAACAGAAGAAGGAUCAGAAGGAGCAGGAAAACCAACCAGUCUGGUUCAGCCUCUGCAUAUGACAGAGCUGCCACCAUGUGGGGUGUCACAGAAAGUCAAAGUGGAGCCUUUGGUUGGGAUGGAAGAGCACUGGGAAGCACAGUGGCAGGAGUUUCUGAAAACAAUGCAGUCCACUCAUAAUGGAGCAGGACAAGCACUGAUGCUGGAGGCUUCUCCCUGGGAAGACCCCAAGGCCUUCCUGGCUUCCUUCGAGCAGGUGGCCCAAGCCUGCCGGUGGCCCAGAGGAGAGUGGGCGGCCCGUCUCUGGUUGAGGCCGGAGAAACGCACCAAGGAGCAGAUCCUGGAGCUGCUGAUCCUGGAGCAGUUCCUGGCCAGCCUCCCGUCUGACCUCCAGAACUGGAUCCGGGCAGGAGGGCCGGACACGUGUUCCCAGGCGGUGGCCCUGGUGGAGGACUUCCUGAGAAGCCAACAGGACCUCAAGCCAGGCAGGUGGCAGAGGCCGUUAAAGGAGGAGCACGUGGAUUUCUUGGAGCCAGAUGAAGAGGCUACGGGAAGGAGCUUUAAAGACGGCCAACGAAAAGGCAUUGAAAUCCAGUCUCCAAAUGAAGCUAAUUUAUCCCUUUCUUCAGAAGACCAAGGGAUGCUGCUAAAUGGUGAGAGACAGAGUUGCACAGAGCACCCUAAAACGGUUGCAUCUUUGCAAAUCGUCACACGGCACCUCACCCAGCCAAGCCGGGAGACCUUCGCCUGGCAAGUCCUCCAGGAGGACGGUGGGAAUGCAGGUGGUCUGGGUGAUGGGAAGAGAAGUCUGGUGAAGAUGGAGAAUAUUCAGGAUGGAGAAAAGAAGCCGGCAGAGACACAGGGGGUGGUUCCUCUGUUGAGUUUGGGGAAUGUGGCACCAACCGUGGGAAUGCUGUUGGGAAGAAGCCAAUCCCAAAUCCGGCAGUCCAAGGAGAGAGAGAAUGACUGUGCUCGUCAUGCUGGGUGUUGUAUGGCUACCAUCAUCCAAAGUGCUACAAAGCCCACGUGGGAUAAAAUGCCAUCGUUCUCCUGUUAUGGUAGAAAGCAUCGGUACAGAUUAGAACUUGGAAUGGAACAUUCCGGCGAGGAAUACGAAAUAUGCCCCGUAUCAGAGGAAAAUCUGCCCUAUAAUUCAUGUUUUAGUAAGCCAGGAAAAACUGUAACCGCAAAUAGAAGCUAUGAAUUCUCCGAACAUGGGAAAGGGAGCAGUUUGAACAUGUUUCCGACUGGCUGUGCAGAAUGGAAGCCUGAUAGCAGUCCUGGAAGUGGGAAGAAUUUUAGUUACAUGCAGCCACUAAAAAGACCUCAAGACCCUAGAACUGAAGAGAGACUCAAUAAAUGUUCUCAGUGUGGGAAGUGCUUUACUCAGAAGGGAGAUUUGAAGAAUCAUCAACGAAUUCAUACGGGUGAGCAACCGUAUGAAUGCUCUUACUGCGGGAAAUGCUUCAAUCAGAAGGGAAAUUUAAAGACACACCAGAGAAUCCAUACUGGAGAGAAACCCUACAAAUGUUUGCAGUGUGGGAAGUGCUUCAUCCAAGCGGUCCUUUUGAAGAACCAUCAAAGGACUCAUACUGGAGAGAGACCAUACAAAUGUUCUCAGUGUGGGAAGGGUUUCAACCUGGGAGGAGACUUAAAAAAGCAUCAGAGAAUUCAUACGGGAGAGAGACCGUAUAAGUGUUCUCUGUGUGGGAAAGACUUCAGUCAGAUGGGAAAUUUGAAGAAGCACCAGACCAUUCAUACAGGGGAGAGAUGAUAAAAAUGUUCACAGUGCAUAAAAUGCAUGCAUGAGGUAAAGAAUACGAGAAUAAUUUUAAGGCAAAGAAUCCUUGCUCCCAGAGAAUGUUUAAAAUUUUAUAAAUAAUACCAAGAACUUGAAGACUGGCUCAUUUAAACAGUUUCUUUCUUUAAAUUGGUUGUACUCAAAAAUGACUUUAACCCAAGCUUCACUUAGAUGGUCUUAACCCUAAAGCAGUGUUUGUCAAUCUCUGUGACUUUAAGAUGUCUGAACUUCAACUCGCAGAAUUCCCCA